GGACAAAACCCCUUUGACCUGGAGUUUGACCAGUCCAACCACCUGGAGCCCGUCUUCAACUUCGAGUGCCCGCCCCGUCCCGACAUGCCUUCAAGUCAACCCAUUGAUAUCCCUGACGCCAAGAAAAGGAACAAGAAGAAGAAGCGCUGCAGAGCCACCGACAGCUUCUCUGGCAGGUUUGAAGAUGUUUACCAGCUGCAGGAGGAGGUGCUGGGAGAAGGGGCCCAUGCCAGAGUCCAGUCCUGCGUUAACCUCAUCACCAACAAGGAGUACGCGGUGAAGAUCAUAGAGAAGCGCCUGGGAUGUCCCUGCAGGAAUGUCCUGGAGCUGAUCGAGUUCUUUGAGGAGGAGGAGAGGUUUUACCUGGUGUUUGAGAAGAUGAGAGGAGGCUCCAUCCUGACCCACAUCCAUCGGAGACGUCACUUCAACGAGCUGGAGGCCAGCGUGGUGGUGCAGGAUAUCGCCAGCGCCCUGCACUUUUUGCACAACAAAGGUGAGCUGGGAUGCCGUGCCCUCCCCCGGGGGGGGGGGGAGGCCGCCUCCCCCCAUCCUUCUGCCCAGGGGUGGGGGGGACACACGACAGUGUCAGACCCCCCCCAGGGCGCACAGGGUCAGGCUCAGCUGCAUCAUGAGGCUUUUUGUGGUGCGAAGCCUGUUCCUCCGGUUCGGCCGGGGCUCGGGGCCAGCAGCAAUUUUUUGCCCUUUGCCACGACGCAGGCGGUGAUUUGGGGUGGGGAGGGAGGGGUCUUUGUGCCACCCCCAGGCCUUUCACCACGGAGGACUUACUGGGGGGGGGCUUUUUUUUUUUUAUUAAUGGGGCGGCAACCCCCAGAGAGGCAGGUUUGCGGCAUCCCCUGCGUGAUGGUGGGAAACCGGCCAGCAUCUUGCCCCAUCGCUCCCCCAUCCUUUUGGGGACCCCGUGCCGGGGCUCACCCCCGCCUCUCCCCACAGUGCGGCUCCGCUGAGUACAUGGCCCCGGAGGUGGUGGAAGCCUUCAACGAGGAGGCAUCCAUCUACGACAAGCGUUGCGACCUGUGGAGCCUGGGCGUCAUCCUGUACAUCAUGCUGAGCGGGUACCCCCCCUUCGUGGGUCACUGCGGCUCCGACUGCGGCUGGGACCGGGGCGAGGCGUGCCACACCUGCCAGAACAUGCUCUUUGAGAGCAUCCAGGAGGGGAAGUACGAGUUUCCCGACAAGGACUGGGCGCACAUCUCCUUCGGAGCCAAAGACCUCAUUUCCAAGCUGCUGGUGAGAGAUGCCAAGAAGCGGCUCAGUGCGGCCCAGGUCCUGGAGCACCCCUGGGUGCAGGGGUGCGCCCCGGAUAACACCCUGCCGACCCCCAUCAUCCUGCAGAGGAACAGCAGUGCCAAAGAGCUCACCUCCUUUGCUGCCGAGGCCAUCGCCGUCAACCGCCAGCUGACACGGCGCGAUGAGGACGAGGAGGAGGAGGCGGAGGAGGAAGCACGACCCAUCAUCAUCAAAGCUACCUCACGGGCCAUGCAGCUCUCCCCCCCCUCCGAGUCCAAGCUGGCCAAGCGGCGGCAGAAGAGCAGCCUGGCCAAGGCGGUGGCCCCCGGGCAGCACCUGGUGGCCCCGCUGGUCCUGGUGGCCGACCAAGCCUGAGCUGUGCCCCUCAGACCUGCUGUACCCCAUGUCCUUCUUCUCUUUCUUUCUUUCUUCCCCCCUCCAACCCCUCCACCCCCCAAAAACCCCACUGUUUCUGGCUAGUGACAAGAUCAGGACUCGUCCCUGUGGCUGGUUUCCAAGGUUUUGCUGAUCUUGUAGGUCUGGGGGUGGGAGGGUUUGUUUAAGAUUUU
Haliaeetus leucocephalus (bald eagle) is the source of this 1817-nucleotide messenger RNA. It is a transcript of the gene MKNK2, whose product is annotated as MAP kinase interacting serine/threonine kinase 2. The transcript is spliced from 11 exons. Gene Ontology annotation, molecular function: calmodulin binding; ATP binding; calcium-dependent protein serine/threonine kinase activity. Gene Ontology annotation, cellular component: nucleus; cytoplasm. Gene Ontology annotation, biological process: protein autophosphorylation; peptidyl-serine phosphorylation; intracellular signal transduction. NCBI's taxonomy places the organism in Eukaryota, Metazoa, Chordata, Aves, Accipitriformes, Accipitridae. The coding region runs from base 85 to 1623 and encodes 512 amino acids. The record is from RefSeq and is a predicted model, not a curated record.